Messenger RNA from Plasmopara halstedii, 370 nucleotides. RefSeq names its product RxLR-like protein. The transcript has a single exon. Bases 156 to 341 code for a protein of 61 amino acids. NCBI's taxonomy places the organism in Eukaryota, Oomycota, Peronosporomycetes, Peronosporales, Peronosporaceae. The record is from RefSeq and is a predicted model, not a curated record.
AAAACCGGUAUAUUUUGUAGCUAAUAGAUAUGUAGAAAGUUCUGGUGGACUUGAUUGGAUGACACAGCAGAUUACCUUGAAGCAAGGGUAGAUCUACAGUAUUAAUAAAUGUUCCGCCCAGAAAAGUGCAUGCAGUACAGUAGUAUCUUUAAGUAAUGUCAUGGUGGGCGCAAUCGACUGUCAGAGGUGGGACAUAUGCUGUACGAUUACUACUCACCUGUACAGCUGUUGAUUUGCUUGUUCCGGCGUUUACGGAUGAAAGCUUGUCGACUGUCUACUGUAUGAGAACAGGACAACUAUUUCCAUCAGGUCUCACAGACAUAUUUUCUUUUUCACUUUGAAGACUUGGGACCAAAUAUUGAAUGCUGCA